ACGGAGCCUUUUCUCCACAGACGAGAGCUGAAGACUUUAACAGGACUCCAAAAACAGAAAGAAACUAAAUAGUAACUUUUUUAACAAACUUUUUCUCUCUAUUUAUUUAUUUUUUUAUUUAUAGCUGGACUCCGAUUCAACGUUUUCGCCUCUUUGGAACUUGAUUUCUUGUGCGAGAAUAAAGAAAAAAGGUGCACAUUCACACGUCUCUCUUCCCCGUCGACACUUUGCAAUGUUUCCAGAGGCAAACACAGGCUACAGCUACGAGGACUGUAAGGCCACAGCCGAUUGGCUGAUGGCCCAGACGGACGUCCGACCCACUGUGGGCAUCGUGUGCGGCUCGGGGCUCGGAGGGCUGGCUGACAUGCUGAAGGACCAGGUAGCCUUCAACUACAAAAACAUCCCCAACUUCCCACAGAGCACUGUGCACGGACACGCGGGUCGGCUGGUGUUCGGCACCUUGAAAGGGAGGCCGUGUGUUUGCAUGCAGGGGCGCUUCCACUUGUAUGAGGGAUACCCAAUCCAGAAGAUUACACUGCCCAUCCGCAUCUUCAAGCUGCUCGGGGUGGAGACGGUGAUGCUGACCAACGCCGCCGGAGGCCUGAAUCAGGACUUCAAAGAGGGAGACAUCAUGAUCAUCAAAGACCACCUCAACAUGCCGGGCUUCGCCGGCAACAAUCCGCUGUCCGGACCCAACGACGAGAGGUUCGGCGUGCGGUUCCCCUGCAUGUCCGACGCCUACGACCGGGAGCUGCAGCAGAUGGCCGCGGACGUGGGCCAGGAGCUCGGCUACGGAGACUUCCUGAGGGAGGGCGUCUACUGCGUGCUGGGCGGACCCUCGUUCGAGACCAUCGCCGAGUCCCGCAUGCUGCACAAACUGGGCGCCGACGCCGUCGGCAUGAGCACGGUGCACGAGGUGAUCAUCGCACGCCACUGCGGCAUGCGCGUCUUCGCCCUCUCGUUGAUCACCAACCAGGCGGUGAUGGACUACGACAGCGAGGAGAAGGCCAACCACGAGGAGGUCCUUCAGAUGGGCAAGCAGCGAGCGGAGCAGCUGGAGCGGCUGGUGUCCACCAUGGUGACCAAGAUCGAGCACAACAACAACUACGUCUAGCUACGUCAGGAGGCGGAGCUUAGGAGGACUUUAUGUACUGAAUGUGGUUUAUGUAUAUCGAACGCUGUCGUGGCCCCAGUUAGUUUAUUAUCAGGGCCGAAAGAUGAUGAUAUUAGAUUCUUCUUGAAUGAAAAGUGCUUCAUGUAUAAAAUGCGUUAUUAAUAUUAUUAUAAUAGAGCGGUCCUCCGAAAGAAUCUCACUUAAGAUUUACACAAGCGUUGUUUUCCGCUUCUUGUGACGUCUCACAUUCCUCUGCCGAAGAAAACGCGUUGUUUUUGUAUCAUUCUAAACAUUUUAUCAUUGUCCUAACUUAAAACUUGUGAUCGGAUUGUGUAAAUGUCGUCGAUUUUUAACUUAACAAUGAGCGAAAAAAGCUGUAAAGUUCUCAACGUUACGAUGCUGUUGAAGUGUGUACAUUAGUGGACUUAAUGUAUUUUGCUGUGCUUGCUUUUUUGUUACUAAAAAAAAAAAAAAAAAAAUAAAGUAUUAUUUAUUACUA
Messenger RNA from Cyclopterus lumpus (lumpfish), 1613 nucleotides. RefSeq names its product purine nucleoside phosphorylase 5a (gene pnp5a). Gene Ontology annotation, molecular function: purine-nucleoside phosphorylase activity. The record is from RefSeq and is a predicted model, not a curated record. Bases 233 to 1114 code for a protein of 293 amino acids. Gene Ontology annotation, cellular component: cytoplasm. The transcript has 6 exons. Gene Ontology annotation, biological process: nucleoside metabolic process. NCBI's taxonomy places the organism in Eukaryota, Metazoa, Chordata, Actinopteri, Perciformes, Cyclopteridae.